Messenger RNA from Suillus plorans, 3452 nucleotides. RefSeq lists its product as uncharacterized. The record is from RefSeq and is a predicted model, not a curated record. NCBI's taxonomy places the organism in Eukaryota, Fungi, Basidiomycota, Agaricomycetes, Boletales, Suillaceae. The coding region runs from base 279 to 3176 and encodes 965 amino acids. The transcript has 4 exons.
GUGUGGUUAGUAAGUGUCAUGGUAUUGCGACGAGCACUUCAAGUGAUCAGUAUCUGGUUGAACAUUUGUUGCCCGUCACUGUUCCCACUUUACAGCAUGUGUGGCUUCCGGCUACUAUCGAAGCAGAAACUUUUCAGGUAAUCGAAUCGCACGGACUUAGAGUCUUGGACUCAGUGCUAAGUGCACUGGUGCAGUCACUUAUCGAUCAUCGAUAUCCAUCAAUCAUCAAACGGCAGUCAGUUACGUACCAAUAAUCCUUUCUGAAAGUGUCAUAUAAUAUGUCUGAAGGAACUUGGGAAAAGCUUGCCCAGGUUGCUGUCAAGGGUGCCCAAUAUGACUCUCGUGAGCGUCAGCCCCAUCCGAAAUGUUUGGAAGGGACCAGAGUGGUCCUUCUCAACUACAUCUACGAGUCACUGGACCGUCAAGGAAACAGUCAACUCAUCUGGCUGCAUGGCACAGCGGGUGUUGGAAAAUCUGCUGUUGCAUUCACCGUAGCCGAAAGAAUGAGAGGUCUGAAAGUGAAAGAAGGAAGCAAGGAAAAGCGGCUUGCAGGAACUUUCUUUUUUUCGCGCAAGCACACGAAGCGCCGCACAACUGGUUAUUUCUUCGCGACCCUUAUCUACCAGCUUGCAAGCAAUUUUCCCAGCAUCCGGGAGGACGUGAAUAGAAUCAUCCUCGACAAUCCUACUUUGCUAGAUCACGACACAUCUCUUCGCGACCAGAUGGAGGCGUUAUUUCUUCAACCCCUCCAGAGGCUCAAACUCAGACUGCGUGAAUGCCCGCCUUUGACGUUUGUUAUUGAUGCCCUUGACGAAUGCGCUUCUGAAUCUCCCGAGGACGACACAUCCGAGAGCGAGCUCACUGAUCUCAUCUCCUUACUUGGCGAAGCUCUUCGCGAGCCUGGUCUGCCCAUCACCCACAUCCUGCUCACGAGUCGUUCGGAAGAGUAUAUUCACAAAGCUAUGCAGACAGAAGAGAUACGUCCACUGGUGUGCGAGAUACCAGUGAGAACUUCUGGGGAGGGGGUCGCUGCCACUAUCUCGUUAGAUGGUGUAGACGUUGACAAUGACAUAUAUGUUUUCUUGCAGCAUUCAUUCAGAGAGCUGGGCACUCGCCAUCCCGAUUUUCCACAGCCAUCGACUGAUGAACUUGCGCGGCUGGCGAGCAGAGCAGGCAGACGUUUUAUUGUGGCGUCCACGAUGAUGAAGUUUAUCGAUGAUCGACACAACGAUCCCCGCGAUCGACUUCAGCUCAUGCUCGAGUUAACGAGCGAACUGCUACCAGGAACAGAGGUGUACAAGUUGUACGACCGAAUCCUUUCCACAUGCGCUGACCCAACACUCGCAUACCUGCACUUGUCUGUUAUCGCUGCCCUUGCAGACCCUCUGCCGAUGGCACAAAUCUCAAAACUUCUUGGCCCUGGUGAGGGCAGGGACGUCGAAAGUGUACUGGUACAGCUACGAUCUGUGAUAGAUGUUCCUACUGAAAGCAAUCUCCCCGUGAAUAUCUACCACUCCUCCGUCCGUGACUAUGUUUCUUACCACUCAAACUCCUCCCUCUCUCAAGUACACAACAUCGCAUCACCGCACUCUCUCCUCGCUCUGUCCUGUCUCCGCUUGAUGGUGCACGACCUUCUAGAAAGCACGGCCCUUCUAGACGCAUUCUCAGAAUUGAUAAAGCAUAGCCAAGGUAUAGAAUCCCACGGACCUCAGAAUUUAAAACACACAUUGGACUUUGUUGUUCAGCCACUUGAGCCAGUGCAAGUGCUUAUUGGUCUACUAUGGCUUCGGGGGCAUCGUAAUCCAGAAUUGCAAUUUUGGCUGGAUACCCGGGAUGGGCAGGCCUGGCUACAAACUAAUGCGCAGAUACAGUGGCUGCAGACCGAGGGAGGGAAGGACUGGCUGCAGACUGAGAGAGGAAAGCGCUGGCUGCAGACCGAGGGAGGAGAGCGCUGGCUGCGGGCCGAGGGAGGGGAGUGCUGGCUGCAGACGAUGGGAGGGGAGUGCUGGCUGCAGACCAAGGGAGGGGAGCGCUGGCUGCGGAUGAUGGGAGGGGAGCACUGGCUGCAGACCGAGGGAGGGAAGCACUGGCGGCUCCAAACUCCUAACACAGGACACCAGCUACUGUUCCCGGAAAAGCCUGAGCAUAAUUCGUACCUCCACUCCUUGAAUACAUCUGGACCUGUACAGACCUCAGACGACACCUCACCCUCACCAACCUCUUCCACCGAGGCUGGCCUGCAGACCACAGGUGGGGGAGGGCCACUACAGACUUCGGGCACACAAGCCUGGCUGCAAGCCCUGAGCGGGCGACAUUGGCUACAGUGGUUGGAGACCCAAGUCGGGGGACACUGGUUGCUGAGCCAGAGUGGGCGAGACUGGCUGCAAACUCAGGAUGGGAAGAACUGGGUGCAGACUUCAAGCGCACAAGGGUGGCUGCAGACCCAGGGAGGGAAAGACUGGCUACAGACCUCGGGCGUCCGAGAGUGGCUGCAGACACAGGGAGGGAAAGACUGGCUGCAGACCCUAGAUGUACGAGAGUGGCUGCAGACACCAGGAGGGAAAGACUGGUUGCAGACCCAGGUAGGGAGAGAUUGGUUGCAGACCCUGGGUGGGCGUGACUGGUUGCAGACAUCCCAGGGUCAAACAUGGCGGUUAACGACUCUCUGGGUGACAAUGGAAGAAUACUCGAGCACGUUGGAAGCAACCAGAGAUUUCAUUAUUGUCCCAGAUUCGCUUCUACAGCCCACUUUUCAAGUAAUUCAGCAGUUCAAGAACUUGCCGGAUUUCUUGUUGUUUCCGGCCUUUUUGGCGUUAAGGCACCAGAAUCAUUCGACCUUUACGUCAACAUACAAUCGUCUUCUACCGGACGUGCAGACCAUCCAUGCAAUGGUGGCCUUUAUUGAUUUCGCAAGCCAAGCAUGGGAACGAAGUCGAUCAACUUCCGAUGUUUUGAAGUAUGCAUGUCAAAACUGGGCCCUCCAUCUCUCUCGAGCUCCGAACCCGCGGGACGAGAGGCUUGCCUGUAUAUUCCAGUCUUUCUGGACCCGUAACCUCCUCUCCUGGCUUGAAAGGCAGUGGUGUUUGAAGGAUCUGCGCUCUUGCCUCACUAUUCUACGCGAGGGGGAAAAACUUGCACAGGACUAUCUUCAAACUCCAAGGUUACCUCUAUCAUGAGUCUGAAGCACUCGACAUUACUCGCUAUCUUGUCGAUGCUUUGUUUCACGCGUCUCGAGCGUUCAUAUGUACCACCCAUCCGAGUCAAUUACACAUUUUCUCUCGUUCCAGACAAACAUAUGCGUCCCUUUGAUCGGGCAAAAUAAUGGUGUUGGUUUAGGAGCAGAAUACGAUUUAUAUAAUUUGGUGUGCUGACCCCUCAAUAUUCAAUGUCAAAACCGAGUUUGAAAUUUUGCCUCGUUCAAUACCGAGUCUGGCCCUCAUCGACCUAAGAAG